Messenger RNA from Abrus precatorius (Indian licorice), 3501 nucleotides. Its product is annotated as probable E3 ubiquitin-protein ligase RHG1A. NCBI's taxonomy places the organism in Eukaryota, Viridiplantae, Streptophyta, Magnoliopsida, Fabales, Fabaceae. Gene Ontology annotation, molecular function: ubiquitin protein ligase activity. Bases 398 to 2473 code for a protein of 691 amino acids. The record is from RefSeq and is a predicted model, not a curated record. The transcript has 6 exons.
AGGGAGGGGUCCCUCUUCUCUUUCCAAACAAGAACCUUCGUUCUUAUUUUUAAUAUAUUGGGUUGUGUUGUAAAUUUAAGAUUAUCGUUCUUUUCAUUUUAACGUGUUCGGUUUUAAUUUUAUUUUUCUUAUUUCUCUGUCUGAUUGUGAUAUUCUUUGUCAAUACCCUCAUUCUCUCUUUCUUCUCAUUUAUUUUCGUGAAGAAAUGGAACGAUAAAUCUAACAACGAGCACUCUUUCUAUUUUUCUCUAUUCAUACUCAUCUUCUGAUUUUCCCAACAGAUCGAGCCUUUUCCAUUUCAUCUGAAUUGCCAAUUUUAGUGCCUGGCUUGCUGCUCUAUUGAGGAAUUUAUUUCAUAUAUUUAACUGCAUCAAGUUGGGAAACUCAGAUUCCUUCAAUGCAAGGGCAGAGAGGUACAAUCGGUUCAAUGUCUGAAACAUUAGAAUUUGAUUGUGGAUCUACAUCAAGUAAUUCUAACGCGGAUCAGCAGAUUUGCUGGAAUAAUGUGCAGAAUCGGGCAGAAAAUCAAAUACCUGAUUAUAUACUUUCUCCUGGUCAUUUGAACUCAUCUUAUGUGAAUUCUAUAAAUCAAGAAUGGCAAAAUUUUAGUGGAUGGAGCUUAGGAGAGCCAAGUUCCAGUAAUACGCCAAAUGAGGUUGACAGUAAUGAGCAUAAAAGAGAACUUGGAUGGUCAUUGACUAGAACUGCUGGUACAGUAGAUGGUCCAAGACUAGAAGAAAGGUGCCUUGAACCAACCAAUGCUCUUUCACUAGACAAUGCCAAUGCAGGUCCUAUGUAUAUGCGUAGCUCCAAUUGUCAUUUGAUUUCCCGGAAUAUCAACUUAAAUGCAGGUUUAGCGGAAAGUGGCAGUGAUAAUAGUCAACACCUGGAGGGCCCUAACUUACAAAAGUCUAGUGGGUCAGUAAAUGAGAGUGUAUCAUCUAUUGUUGGAUCUGGUUCUUUUCCACUUCCUCCCGGAAAUAAUGGCUUCCUGGUAGCAGAUAACGAUGGUAGGCCAGGUUGUUCUCUCGAGACUCAACGCAUGUCUUGUAAAAGAAAAGCUGUUGAAGGAAGUUCAAGCUACAGUCAGCAUACAGAUGGUAAUGCUUGGCUCCCUAUUCCUACUUGGGAUAAUGCCGGGAGCAGUUCCAGUAGAUCUAUUUCCUCAGAACAGGUAAAUGCAAGACUUGGCCUGGGUACGGGGGAUGAAGCAUCUGAAAAGGCUUCUGAUUCAAAUGUUGCAGGAAGCUCGGAAAGCUUUAACAGGAAUUUCCGGUUGAGGAUAAAUCCUUCUAACCAACAAAGUUCCAUUCCUUCCACUGCUUUCUCAACUGGGAGCAUGAUUAGGCACUCUGUUGUUUCAUCAUCCUCUCAAGUGUCACAGAGGUUUCAUCCUGUUGAUAAUUCUCUGAACUUGAGGUCAGCACCACCAAUAGAUAAUAUGAUUCCUCAAAGCCAGCCACUAGUAAUUCAUGUUCCUGCUUUGCCAAGGAAUAGACAAUCAUUUAGAUGGAGUGGUAGUUCUAGGUCAAGAAACAUCCAUUCAUCAAACUCAAUUGUAUGUGCGGACAGGAAUCAGGAGGAUGCAAACUCAAGAAGUAUGUCCAGAAAUAUUUUAGAAAACCCAGGUUUUGUACCUGCAACUGAUUUAAGAAAUUUGGUUCAAACUCCAACUAUUAGAGCUUCAAGUUCUAGUAGUGAAAAUUUAAGUAUUCCAGGAAAUGUUGCUUCUUCAUCACGGACUGCAUCAAAUCCAGCUACCAAUCCCUCAUCUGCCCCAACUUGGGUUUCUUGUCCUAUAUCUGAAUAUGUCCGUCGGUCCUUAUUUUCUCCUGGUUCUGAUGCUAUUGGAAGUCCAAGCAAUAAUUAUUCUUCCUUGCGCUCUGGUCUUUCUUCAUCUGAAUCAAGGAUAUUAUCAUCUGGGGUUGGGGCAAACCUGGGAUCAUCUUCACGGUUGGAGAGGCAAGGAGAUGGUGAUUUUGGAAUACCCUAUUCACUACGUACUUUGGCUGUUGCAAGUGAAGGAAGUAGUAGACUUGUAUCUGAGCUUCACAAUGUUUUGGGCCUUAUCCGUAGAGGUGGUGGGAGCAUGCGAAUUGAGGAUGUUAUGAUACUUGAUCAAUCAUUUCUCUCUGGAAUAGCUGAUGUUCAUGAUCGACACAGGGAUAUGCGACUUGAUGUUGAUAACAUGUCUUAUGAGGAGUUACUGGCUUUGGAAGAGCGCAUUGGAAAUGUGAGUACUGGAUUGAGUGAGGAAACCAUAUUGAAACUCUUGAAACAUAAAAAGUAUUCGGUUGAAACAGGAUCUCAGCCUGAUGCAGAACCCUGUUGUGUUUGUCAGGAGGAUUAUGGUGAUGGAGAUGAUAUUGGAACACUUGAUUGUGGCCAUGAUUACCAUAGGGACUGUAUCAAGCAGUGGCUAAUGCGCAAGAAUCUGUGUCCCAUUUGUAAGACAACAGGCUUGGCAACAUGAGGUCUGUGACUUGGUUCGCAGGCAAAAAUGAUGACCAUGAAGAAAAAUGGUACAAUAUACCCAGGAAAUUCUGGUUCUUUGGUGCCUUGUCAUACCUUGUUUCCUAUCUGUAGCCUAGUAUUUUUGUUAUUAUCAUUUCGUUUAUUUAUCUAAAGCCAACAAUCUGCCGGUUUAGGUGAUGGAGCAAUUUAUAACUAAACUUGACAAAGCUUGGCUUACAUUUAUGAAAAAAAUUUUCGUUGCCCAUAUUGCUGACAAGAAUUAUCAUUGAAACAUGAAGGUCGUAUUAGAUUUACGUAUCUGGAGUGCUCUUAGGGGUUAUUCUGUUCUCCGAAAUUAUUAUUCCUUGGUUUUGCUGAUGUUUAUCAAUAUUAGAGGGUUUGGGGUUACCUUAGCUUGCUUAGGUUCUUGACAUAAUUCUCUCGUGACACUAUGUUUGGUUCAAAAGAAUGAAAUUUCUUUUAUAUGCUUUAGAUUCUGCCUGAAUUAAUUAUGCAUGUUUUAUUUAUAUUUUGAUUUUUUUCAUGAGUUUUUCUAUUUAAUUUGUAUUUAUAUUUUUCUUAAAUUUAAUAAUGGAUGCAUGAUUUUUUUUAAUUAAUAAUUAUAAUUAAAACAUUUAUAUUUAAGAUUGCAAUCUUUUUUUUGUUUUUUUCCAGAUUAAUUCGGAUUUGAUCUGGGUCAGUACCUGAAUGUAGUGAGUGAAUUUAGUACCGAAAUUUUUUGCAUAUACAAGAAUUGAAACUUAAUAUCUUAUUUAAAUGAUAUAGAGUUUUUUCGUACUUGGAUUAAUUUUUGUUGGUUAUAUAACGAUUUAUUUCAUUCUAAAAAAAAUUUCAUAUUCCAGUCUAAUAAAGAAAAUUUUAAUUAUGUAUUUAUCUUUUAAAAAUAUGAAUUAAUCAAAUUAUAAAAAAAAAACUUUCGCUUAUAUCUUUGUGACAACGUAAAUUGAAGUCUUUUAUAAGCAUCCUUUAAAUUUAAAAGAAUAUUAAAAUAAUAAUAGAAUCUCCUCCUCCUAAAACAUUUUUUCU